Molecule: messenger RNA, 1893 nt
Organism: Exophiala bonariae
Lineage: Eukaryota; Fungi; Ascomycota; Eurotiomycetes; Chaetothyriales; Herpotrichiellaceae
Exons: 3
Coding region: 1-1893 (630 amino acids)
Biological process (GO): transmembrane transport
Cellular component (GO): plasma membrane
Molecular function (GO): transmembrane transporter activity
Source: RefSeq, a predicted model, not a curated record
AUGGCGGAAAAACAGCCCGAGGGCCGGAACUCUGCUCCACGAUCUCUUCCUCUUUCCAGACUGGUCCUCGACCAAGCUCGUGUCACAGAUGAGGUGCUGCAUUUUCCCUAUGAGGGCUCAGGCACAGCGGAAGAUCCUUAUAUUGUAACGUAUAUUCCACAAGACGCUGGCAAUCCAUUCAACUGGAGCGGCAAUUUUCGAUGGUUCAUUACAACCAUCGUGGCCAUUGAGACUCUUGCUGUGGCUUUCGCUUCAAGCGCCUUCAGUGGCGCCAUACGAGAACUCAUCGCCGAUUUAGGUGCGAGUACCGAACUCAUCACUGCUGGGAUUUCGUUAUUCGUCUUGGGCUUUGCAACCGGGCCAUUGAUAUUCGCUCCUCUCAGCGAGAUCUAUGGACGCCAGAUCAUCUUCGUUGUUAGCUUUGGCGCCUUUACGGCUUUCAAUGCUGGCUGUGCCGGUUCUCAAAAUACCGGCACUCUACUCGUGCUCCGAUUCUUCGCUGGCGCCUUUGGCUCCUCACCUCUGACCAAUGCUGGGGGAGUCAUCGCUGAUAUUUUCCCUGCAUCUCAGCGUGGGCUGGCAAUGAGCUUGUUUGCGCUGGCACCUUCCUUUGGUCCCUGUGCGUCUCCAUGGAUUGCUGGGUUCCUAAGUGAAAACGAAGGUUGGCGGUGGGUGAUGGGUCUGCUCACUAUCUUUUCUGGAGUGCUAUGGAUCCUGGGGACGCUGUUCGUGCCAGAGACGUACGCUCCAGUGAUUUUGAGAAAGAGAGUUGCUGUUCUGAAACAGAAGACUGGAAAGGAAUACAUCCUCCAGGGCGACAAGGAAAAGGGCACACCUUCUCUUGGAUCCGUACUCACCACUGCCCUGAUCAGACCUUGGAUUCUCCUCUUCAUGGAGCCUAUCGUCCUCCUGCUAUCAAUCUACAUCGCUAUUGUCUAUGGAACUCUCUACCUCCUCUUCGGCGCCUAUCCCAUCGUCUUUCAACAGACCCGUGGCUGGUCAGAAGGAGUUGGUGGUCUCCCUUUCCUGGGCGUCGCCGGCGGCAUGGUCAUUGGUAUCGCUUUCGUCGCCUGGGCCAACAAGUGGUAUGUUGCUGCGGCUGAAAAGAAUGGCGGUAUCGCACCACCUGAGGCACGCCUAGAGCCAUCUUUAUAUGGCUCCAUUGCUAUUCCCAUUGGAAUGUUCUGGUUUGCAUGGACGAAUUACCCUUCCAUCCAUUGGAUCUCACCCGUCCUUGCCGGAGCGCCAUUCGGGUUCGGCCUGAACAUCGUCUUUUUGGGCAUCACGAACUACCUCAUUGACUCUUACACUAUCUUCGCCGCCUCAGUCCUUGCCGCAAACACCGUUCUACGAUCACUAUUCGGCGCUGCGUUCCCGCUCUUCACCAGCGACAUGUAUAAGGCUCUGGGGAUUCACUGGGCAAGCUCAGUUCCGGCAUUCCUCGCUCUAGCAUGUGUGCCUUUCCCGUUCGUCUUCUACAAAUACGGAGCACAGAUCCGGGCCAAGUGUGUGUACGCAGCCCAGGCCGAAGCUGUGAUGAACCAAAUGCGUGCCAAAGCCGCCACGGCCGCCGCCGCCGCCGCCAAUGGGCCUUCAAGAGCACAGGAAGAAAAAGAGCUGAGAAGAUACCCGACAACCCACUCGACGACAAGCGGUUCAGAGGGUACCUCUGUCGACGGUCGGGCAUUCGAGCCGCUAAAGGCCACCAGAUCUCGCUCGACAGAUGCCGUGGACAGGGCACAACUCACUCGCACCAAGUCAAGGGCCGAGUCUAUCCCUGAAGCUGCCAACUAUGAUGCUAGCCCUUACGACAUCGACCGUGUCUAUACCUCGACUUCGCUCGCCGGGGUGGACCUCAACAGGAGUCGAACGAACCGAUCAACCGGCCGAUGA